Austrofundulus limnaeus is the source of this 2351-nucleotide messenger RNA. Its product is annotated as regulator of G-protein signaling 6. Gene Ontology annotation, biological process: regulation of G protein-coupled receptor signaling pathway; intracellular signal transduction; G protein-coupled receptor signaling pathway. Gene Ontology annotation, cellular component: cytoplasm; neuron projection. The record is from RefSeq and is a predicted model, not a curated record. Lineage: Eukaryota; Metazoa; Chordata; Actinopteri; Cyprinodontiformes; Rivulidae. Gene Ontology annotation, molecular function: GTPase activator activity.
CUCUCUCUCUCUCUCUCUCUCUCUCUCUCUCAUUUAUUGCGUCGCUGUUGAAGACGCUUCUCGUCUCCAGAGAGACGGAUGAACAUCAGCGGCUCUGAGGGCUUUAAGGCGACGCUGAGUGUUUGUUGGUACAGAGAGGAGCUGCAGGAUGCUGGAUGUUUCCACACAGAAGCUUCACGACUUCACAUCAGUUAACAGCCUCCAGACUCUGAGGAUGUAAAGCAGGAAGACUGACGCCGCUAAAGAAAACAGGACGACUUCAGAGGGAGGAAGACAGCUGACGGGGAGACCGUGGCCAUGGCUGAGGCACCUCAGCAGCAGGACCAGCAGCAGCAGCAGGAGGAGGAAGAGGAGCAGCUGCAGGGCUCUGCAGAGACAACCGAACCCGACGAGGGAUCUGAGGGGUCCGAGGAGCCGGAUGAGGUCGUGAAACCAGCUCGGCCUCUGCUCUCCGUGAGGUCCAUGAGCACCGUGGACCCGGACGAUGACUACCCCAACAUGAUCGUCUACAGAAAGAUUGAAGACAUCGUCACUCGUAUCCAGGACGAAACAGAAGGCAUUCCCAUCAGAACUGUCAAGAGCUUCAUGACCAAGAUCCACAGUGUUGUUACAGGUGCAGAUAUUGUUCAGUGGCUGCUGAAGAAUCUGGACAUUGAGGAUCCAGCUGAAGCCAUGCACAUCGGGAGUCUGAUCGCAGCUCAGGGAUACGUUUUCCCCAUCUCAGAUCACAUCCUCUGCCUCAAAGAUGACGGGACUUUGUAUCGCUUUCAGGCACCGUAUUUCUGGCCGUCCAACUGUUGGGAGCCUGAAAACACAGAUUAUGCCAUCUAUCUGUGCAAGCGCACCAUGCAGAAUAAGACCAGGCUGGAGCUGGCAGAUUAUGAGGCGGAGAACUUGGCGAGGCUACAGAGAGCUUUUGCAAGGAAGUGGGAGUUUAUCUACAUGCAGGCUGAAGCCCAGGUCAAGAUCGACAGGAAGAAGGAUAAAACUGAGAGGAAGAUCCUAGACAGCCAGGAGAGAGCCUUCUGGGACGUCCACAGACCCGUGCCUGGAUGUGUGAACACCACAGAGAUGGACAUCAGGAAGUGUAGACGUAUGAAGAAUCCUCAUCGGGUUAAAAAGUCAGUUUAUGGUUUGGUGGAGGAUGGAAGCCAGGCUCAGAGUCCCGUCCACUCCUCCUCACAGCACUGCAGGAAAGGAACCAAAGAAGAUGUGCAGAAAGAGAUCUUAUUCCUGAGCACCCAGCUGGAUCGUCACUGCCUGAAGAUGUCCAAAGUUGCUGACAGCCUCAUCACCUACACUGAGCAGUAUCUGGACUACGACCCGUUUUUGACAGCACCAGAACCGUGCAAUCCCUGGACCAGCGACGACCCGACCUUCUGGGACCUGGAGUCCAGUAAGGAGGCCAGUCAGCCGAGGGUGAAGAAGUGGGGGUUUUCCCUGGAGGAGGCCCUGAAGGACCCGACUGGACAAGAUCUCUUUCUCAAGUUUCUAGAGUCGGAGUUCAGCUCUGAGAACCUGAGGUUCUGGCUGGAGGUGCAGGAGCUGAAGCGGGUUCCCCAGCAGGAAGUGGCACACAGGGUGGAGGAAAUCUGGGCCGAGUUCCUGGCAGAGGGAGCACCCAGCACCAUCAACCUGGACUCCCACAGCUACGAACGGACCAGCCAGAACCUGAAGGACCCCGGUCGGUACAGCUAUGAGGACGCACAGGGCAAGUCCCUGACGGGCAAACGGCUCACGGGCCUCAUGCAGUCGUCCUGACGAGGUCUGGAUCUGCAGCAGGACGAACGGGUAGCAGCUGGACGGGGACUCUUGGCUGUGUGGGAGUGGAUGAGGAUCUGAAACAAGCUCAGACUGGAACUCUUGGAUCUGACCUUCGACACGUUGGAGUAGACCGGCAGCAUGCAAUAAGUCAGGAGACACCAGGACUGUGCUGUUACGGUUUAAUCGAUUCACUUUGACUCUGGAGGUUUUCUUUAAAAAACAACCUGAAGUUAUCGGGCUCACGCAGCUCGAUUUCUCUAACGUUAAUAAGGUAGCUGAAAGGGUUAAUGCUUCAUUUUCAGUUCAUAUAGACAUAGAAUGCUUGAAUGUCUUGACUGACGUCAAACAGACUUGGGUUAAAGCUGAAGGUGUUUUACUGCACUUCACCAGGAGGAAACAGUUUCCUGCAGUAAAACCUUCAGUGUAGGAGGAGUCCAUGUGAUACCAGCUGCACCAACCGUGCAGUGAGGAGGUGCUGACUGACGUUUAGAAAACCUUGAAUUUGGUGUAGCUGCAAAAACUAUCCACCUAACCAAGUUUUAAAAUCUUAUAUCAGCCAAAAAGUCUUUUUGAUCUUGUUUUGAGAC